AUGGCCGGCCGCGGCGGGGCGAUCGCGCUCGUCGCGCUGUGCGUGCUCGAGCUCGCGCUGCGAGGCGCCGGCGCCGGCGCCGCCCCCGCCCCUGCCCCAGCACCGGAGCGGCUCGUGCCGGCCAUGUUCGUGUUCGGGGACUCGACGGUGGACGUCGGCAACAACAACCAGCUGCCCGGCUGCAAGCCCGAGUGCAGGGCCAACUACCCGCGGUACGGGGUCGACUACCCCUCCUCCGGCGCGCCCACCGGCCGCUUCAGCAAUGGCAAAAACCUCGCUGACCACAUAGCCAUCUUCCUUGGAUUCGACGAGAGCCCGCCUGCUUUCCAGUCCCUCUGGCUCCCGGCCAUGGGCGCCGUUCCACAACACAUGAAAGGCGGCAUCAACUUCGCGUCCGGAGGGUCCGGCCUACAAAAUACAACGGGCCGUAACUACUGUGGGCGACCGGUGUACAGCAUGGCCGACCAGCUCGAGGAGUUCACGUCGGCCGUCGAUAUGAUGGGGGAGGACUCGGGCGACCUCAUCUCCACAUCCCUCUUCUUCAUCAGCGUCGGCAGCAACGACCUGUUCGAGUACGCCUAUCCCUGGCCGACGCCCUCCGACCGCAACGACACCGCCUUCCUGGGAUGCCUCGUCGACCAUUACAAGACCUACCUGCAGGAGCUGUAUGCUGCCGGGGCGAGGAAGUUCAGCAUCGUCAGCCCGUCGCUGGUGGGGUGCUGCCCGUCGCAGAGGGCGGUCGCGCUGACACAUCACAACGACACCGACGAGUUCGGCUGCUUCCGCGCGGCCAACGACCUCUCCAGGCAGCUCUAUCCCAUGUUAGCCUCCAUGCUCCAGGAGCUCAGCCGUGAUCUGGACGGCAUGAACUACUCCCUCUGCGACUCGGCAGGGAUGGCCGCAAGGCUCUUCACGCCCGGCGGCGGGUCUGGCUUCAACCUGACGGUGCUGGACACGGCGUGCUGCGCCGGCGCAGGGCGGUUCGGGGAGGGCCAGUGCAACAGCUCCGCCACGCUCUGCCCGAACCGCGCCAACUUCAUGUUCUGGGACGGCUUCCACCCGACGGACGCGGCGGCGUCCCUGGCCGCGCUCGAGAUCUUCACCGACACCGGCAACUACCUCCACCCGAUGAACGUGGGGCAGCUGGCGGCGCUGUGAGCGUGGAGAGAGCCGCGCAAACGAUCUGGCAUGGCCAGUUUCUACGUGCUCCGCCGAAGUCUUGGUGUUGCUGGUAAUUCCGGAAUAAGUAGAGGUGUGUGACUACAGAGUGUCAAAUUUGAUCCGGAGAUGCCAAUAAUUUGGUAGUGCCGGCGUGCUUGUUGUUAUCCCAGAUCAUGAUCUGGGAUUCGUUUUCACAU
Molecule: messenger RNA, 1358 nt
Organism: Hordeum vulgare subsp. vulgare (domesticated barley)
Lineage: Eukaryota; Viridiplantae; Streptophyta; Magnoliopsida; Poales; Poaceae
Product: GDSL esterase/lipase At1g71691-like
Exons: 5
Coding region: 1-1158 (385 amino acids)
Molecular function (GO): hydrolase activity, acting on ester bonds
Source: RefSeq, a predicted model, not a curated record